Molecule: messenger RNA, 1383 nt
Organism: Elaeis guineensis (African oil palm)
Lineage: Eukaryota; Viridiplantae; Streptophyta; Magnoliopsida; Arecales; Arecaceae
Product: cell division control protein 2 homolog A
Biological process (GO): protein phosphorylation; regulation of gene expression; G1/S transition of mitotic cell cycle
Cellular component (GO): nucleus; cyclin-dependent protein kinase holoenzyme complex; cytoplasm
Molecular function (GO): cyclin binding; cyclin-dependent protein serine/threonine kinase activity; ATP binding
Source: RefSeq, a predicted model, not a curated record
CGUCUCCGUGUCUCUCUCGCGCGUCCUCUCUGCCCAGUUCCCAUACUCUUUCUUUCGAAGCCCACGAAGGGGAAGAACCCUUGUCUCCUCGAUUUCGGCGCCCGACCCCGUUCGAUUCUGGCAGCUCCUCCUCUGUCUCGAGGAUCCGAUCUUCGUCGUAGCUUGGUCCGCUCUGUUUUGGAUUUCUUGUGUUUGUGCCCCAGUAGAGUUUGGUUGGGAUCUAAUGGACCAGUACGAGAAGGUGGAGAAGAUUGGGGAAGGGACCUACGGAGUGGUGUACAAGGCUCGAGACCGUCUGACCAAUGAGAUGAUAGCGCUGAAAAAGAUUCGCCUGGAGCAAGAAGAUGAGGGAGUUCCCAGCACAGCCAUAAGAGAGAUCUCCCUCUUGAAGGAAAUGCAGCACAGCAACAUAGUCAGGUUGCAAGAUGUAGUUCACAGUGAGAAACGGAUUUAUUUAGUUUUUGAGUAUUUGGACUUAGACUUGAAGAAGCACAUGGAUUCCUCUCCAGAGUUUGCUAAAGAUUCGCGUCUUGUUAAAACAUAUCUCUAUCAGAUACUCCGUGGCAUUGCCUACUGUCAUUCUCAUAGGGUUCUUCACCGGGAUCUGAAACCACAAAAUUUAUUGAUAGAUCGCCGCACAAAUGCUUUGAAGCUUGCAGACUUUGGGCUAGCCAGGGCUUUUGGCAUUCCUGUCCGGACAUUUACUCAUGAGGUAGUGACACUCUGGUACAGAGCACCAGAAAUUCUACUUGGAUCCCGGCAUUACUCCACACCUGUCGAUGUGUGGUCAGUUGGGUGCAUUUUUGCUGAAAUGGUGAACCAGAAACCAUUAUUCCCAGGAGAUUCCGAGAUUGAUGAAUUGUUUAAAAUAUUCAGAGUACUCGGCACCCCAAAUGAAGAAACUUGGCCAGGGGUCACAUCCUUACCUGACUUCAAGUCUGCUUUCCCCAAGUGGCCUCCUAAGGAUCUGGCAACAGUGGUCCCAAAUCUUGAACCUGCCGGAGUUGAUCUACUCUCUAAAAUGCUUCGCUUGGAACCAAGUAAAAGAAUCACAGCUCGGCAAGCUCUGGAGCAUGAUUACUUCCAGGAUCUUGGGUUGGUACCGUGAUCCACUCUUCUCCACUGUACAAUAUCUCAUCAAGUACAUCGGAUGUUUUGCAGUUUUAUCCUUGUAUUUCUGUGAGGUUUGUGAUUCGUUUGUUUUCAUUUCUUCAUCCUGCCUCCUGAACUUUAUGGAGAGCUGGUGCUUGGAUUUUCCUUUGAUAGCCUGAAAGCAUUCCCCUCUUUUCUUCAUGCGUGUUUGAAGAGAUCCUUGGCGUCAUUUACUAUGUAGAUUUCUGGGUUUCAUGCUGAAAUGAUGGUAAAACACAUUUGGAGGACCAA